UUUCCCCUGGUCACUGGUACCCAAUAAUAAUAUUCAAGUGUCAGUGAAUUCCUUUCACAUACUACUUGUACUCCAUGCAGAGCUAGCUGAGUGCUGAGUCAGUGACGUUAGCAUGCAGUAUGGACCGGUGACAGUUCUUUUGGUUCUUUUUGGAUCCUUUCUCCCUUUCAGUUCAGCCUUGCCUGUGUUUGGUGAGGAACAUGCUGAUAACAUAAGCGCAAUUCAAGAUGAUGGUCUCUGUGCACUUUGUUUGGAUGCAGCUGAACUAUUCCAACAAGCAGUAGAGUCGAACCUCACCUUAGACACAAUCUACCCCAUCAUCCACGGCAUCUGUGUAGAGGUUAUCCCCCGUGGAGGGGAGUACACUUGUCCAGGAUUCAUCUACUCAUAUGGACCAGUAGUUCUUUAUGUUAUGUCCAACAUCCUGAUUGACCCUCGCAUCAUCUGCCAAGAGUUCAAAUAUUGCAAAAAAUUUACAGAAGCAAGCAUCGAUGAAUCGCUGGUACAUUUAAAACCACACAUAAGAGAUGUUUUCAAUGAGCUAAAACGGACGAUUAAUGUCUCAAAAGCUCAUGAUUACGAUGCUUCACAGCGAAAACAAUAUACUUUUGAUCUCGAUCAGCUGAAAAGCAAACCAGUUCAGGUACCACAAAUGAUAAAUACCAACAGAACAGCACAAAUGAAAAAGAAAAUCUCAGGAGAGAAUGGUGUCCUUAGAUUUUUGCAACUAGCUGACCUCCAUUUGGAUCAGCAGUAUGGCGAGGGGUCACCUUAUGAUUGUGGACUCUACCUCUGCUGCCGACACUGGUACAAUGGAACGGGCAAAGCCGGUCACUACGGGGAAUUCAAAUGUGAUCUUCCCAUGCCGACUUUGGACCUUCUUGCUGAAACACUUCAAAAGCUAGACCCACAGCCAGACUUCGUUAUAUAUACAGGGGAUAAUGCACCUCACGAUGUGUGGAAUGAGACAUGGACCACCCAACUUGAUGCCACACAGUUUGUUGUUGACUACCUGGCGGAGAAACUUCCGUCAAUGACAAUCUACCCAGCAAUCGGAAAUCAUGAAUCGUGGCCGGAGAGUGAGUAUCUCGGAACAAUGCUCGAGUUUCAGGCUCUAAAUCGAGAUCUUGCGUACAAAUGGCAAAAGUGGGCUGAUUUUCCACAAGACGCUUUAGACACGAUAGUAGAAGGUGGCUACUACAAUAUCAGGAUCAUGGACAAUCUCAGACUGAUUUCCUUUAACUCUGACUAUGGCUACACUCCCAACUUUUACUCAUUUUUGAAUGCCGAGAAUGACCACUACAAGAACCAGCUGAUUUGGAUUAAAAAACAACUUUCGCUAGCAGAAAAACAAGGAGACAAGGUACUUUUGAUAGCUCACAUACCACCUGGGGACCCUUCCAGUCACGCUGAGUAUGGAGAGUUCUAUCUCAGCAUCGCCAAGCAAUUCAGUGACACUGUUGUUGGACACCUAUUUGGUCAUACCCACACCGACCAAUUUGAACUGGUUCAAGAUGCCGAUGGUGUAUAUGGUGCUGUUCUGAUUGCCCCCUCUGUGACCACCUACGGACAUAUCAACCCCUCGUUCAGAAUAUUCACCAUGGACACUAACACAAAGACGCUACUGGGCUAUGAACAGUACCACCUGAAUGUCACACACGCCAAUGAGUUGUAUUCCAAAGACCCCAAUAGUAAGCCCAAGUUUGAGCUGUCCUAUACAACAAAAGACGAGUAUGGACUCAAGGACCUCUCCCCUGUACAAUGGGCGUCAUUAGUUUCCAGAUUUGAGACAGAACCAUCUCUUCUGAGUAAGUACAAUCUUAACAUUCAUGCAAAGACUUACCCCGCUGACAAGAACUGCGACAGCUCCUGUAAAAAGCACAUUCUUUGCUCAGUGACGAAUGCUAUCAGCUCUCACUAUGAAGCUUGUGUAGCAGAAGAAUAGGACAAUGAGUGUGUGUGCAUAUGUGUGUGUUUGUGUGUGUUGUGCAAUUUCAAUUAUUUUUAUUUAACCAUAGAUUGAAGAGUAUCAAUCUAUGAUUUAACAAA
Molecule: messenger RNA, 2049 nt
Organism: Halichondria panicea
Lineage: Eukaryota; Metazoa; Porifera; Demospongiae; Suberitida; Halichondriidae
Product: sphingomyelin phosphodiesterase A-like
Exons: 13
Coding region: 113-1945 (610 amino acids)
Biological process (GO): sphingomyelin catabolic process
Molecular function (GO): sphingomyelin phosphodiesterase activity
Source: RefSeq, a predicted model, not a curated record